AUGACAGCACCUGAAGUUGACUAUGUGGAAGACCAGCCCCAACAAACCUCAGCAGCUAGAUAUAAUGUAAAGAUAAGAAACAAACCAGUCAUAGCAGUAUUGGACUCUGGAGCUGCAGAAAGAGCUCUAGGAAAGUUAAAAGACGUGGUACUACAAAUAGGAAGAAUCACUGUACCUAUGGACUUUCAGAUUAUAGAAUCUACAGAAGAAAUGAUGUUAUUAGGAAUGAGUUGGAUUAAGAGGUUACGCACGUACUUAUAUUUUGAUGAACAAAAAUUGAUCAUUACCUAUGAAGGAGAAAGCAUAGAGCUAUUUAUCUACCAAGAAAAAGAAGCUAAAAUAGAGGAAUCAGAAGAGAAGGAGGAAGAGGAUUACGAGGAAGAUGACUAUUUCGACACAUACUAG
Molecule: messenger RNA, 405 nt
Organism: Acaulospora morrowiae
Lineage: Eukaryota; Fungi; Glomeromycota; Glomeromycetes; Diversisporales; Acaulosporaceae
Source: the annotation of a GenBank genome assembly